UGACGCCAGAGACCGGAAGUUGGUCCAGAGACACAAGAGGAAGGGAAAGAGAGUCAGCAGCAGAGCCCUUAUGAAUCUACACAAUAACGAGGCUGGGAGGAAGCUGAUUGAAUCCAACAUGCGUGUCGAGUGUAAAUGCCACGGGGUCUCUGGGUCGUGUGAGCUGAAGACGUGUUGGAAAGCCAUGCCCACCUUCCGGGAGAUCGGUGAGAUCCUGAAGGACAAGUUCGACGGCGCGACGGAGGUGCGUGUGAAGCAGGUCUCCGGAAGGGCGGAGCUGGAGCCCAACAAACAGUACUUCAAGAAGCCCACGGAGCUGGACCUGGUCUACGUCUCGGCCUCGCCCGAAUACUGCGAAUAUGACAUCAACAGCGGCUCCUUGGGCACCCACGGCAGGAGGUGCAAUGAGAGUUCCCGCGGACUGGACGGUUGUGACUUACUCUGCUGUAACCGAGGGUACAGCAGCUCCCAGGAGCGAGUGAAGGAGAGGUGUUCGUGCAAGUUUCACUGGUGCUGCUACGUCAAGUGCAGAACUUGCAUCCGUGACGUCACGGUGUACACCUGCAAUUAACCAGCCAAGCCAAGCUCAGCUAAGCCAGCUGGGGAAUGAAGAGGAAGACGAAGUAAGAGUCCCACGCGGACAAACCUGGAGAGUGAUUCACGCUGUUUUCAGUACCUGGAAAAUAAAAAAAUAAUCAUAAUAAAAAAGGAAUAAUAUACUAUUUAAAACAUGAGAAAACAAAUUGUCACAUUUACCUGAAAAAAUAUAUAGUGUAAGGCCAUAAUACUAUUUUAUGGGAACAUUUUGACAUAGGUGAAUAUAUAUAUAUGUUAAUUCAUAAUUUUCUCAGAUUAUUAUUAAUAAUAAAGACACGUUGCAUUUUGUUGGUGGUGAAGAAAGAGAAUUGGAGAUGGCUUAUGGAGCCAAUCUGAUUACUUAAAUGAGAGGAAAAGUGUUUUAAAAAGUUUUAAAUGUAUAAAUGUAAGGCUCUGGAGACUCGGAGAGAGGAGAGAGCUGAUGAUCAAGAUUUGUAAAUAGUUUCAUUAGCUUUUAGCGUCGUAGACUCGUAGUAGUAAGGUUCAGAAACCUCCAAUUUUAAUGUCUUUGCAUACAAGGUGUUGUUUUGUUUGCACAUUUACAACCACGUUUACAACAACAUCGAUUCCAGGACGUCCUCGAGAUGAGAUUGUGAUUCUGAGGGCGAUUCAUAUGGCUAAUUAUAAUCCAAGCAUUUGAAUUCAUUGCAUACCCAUAGCUUAUGAGUGCUUUCAAAUGUAUUGGGGAUUUAAUGUGGCCCCACGCUCCGUUUCGACAAUAGAACUUCCUUAUAAUGCAUAAUGAUGAUACCUGGUUUUCUCAUAAAGAAAACAGAUGUUUCUUUAAGCAUAAGUCAUUCUACUGAUAGGGAUUUUAAGUCAUCCAGUUGAUGGGGGAUUUUGCAGCUUUGCAACGGACUUAGUGCUACAGACUACAAAUUUCACAAUUGCAGCACUGCUAGUGAUGAAGAUGGACAGUGAGUUUGCAACUGCAUUGUUUUGAUGUGUGUCUGAUCAUUUUAUCGUAGCAAUAAGGACUCUGCUACAGAAGAUAAAACUCAGUAAUGUGGUAAGUGAUUAAAACAAAGACUUGGUUCCAGAAGAAGAUAAGAAGAUAAAACUCAGUAAUGUGGUAAAUGACAGCACCAAGGACUCUGCUACGGAAGAGGAUAAAAGACCUCAGAAAUGUGGUGAAUGUGUAGACAGAAUACUGUCCUGUAGAGAGGAGACUGUUAGAACUAAAUAAACAAAUUUGUGUAGCGGUGGUGUAGGAUCAUUGGAAGGUCAAGAUUUUGUACGAAGGGAGUUGUCUCUUAACUUGAUGAUGACUUGAAGAUCAAUUCUUGCAAGUACUACUUAUAAUAAUACUACUGCUGUUACUAUUACUAUUACUGUAACUUGUUCAAGUGAAAUGUUCACUUCCAUGUUCAAUAUCCAGUCUACUCCUACAAAGAAUUGAUAGAAAUCAAUUUCCUUAUUUUAUAAGAUGGAAAAAAAACUAAUGGUCUAUUAUGAAAUAGUUAUACAUAUGUAUAUUCUCUUUAGAAAUCCUUCCUCCUAUUUCUGAAUGAGAGUUUGUGUAUGUAUGUAUGUACAUGUAUGAAUACAUAUGAUUACGUAUGUAUGAUUUAAGUAUCAUCAAUCGCUUCUUCCGUCUGUCCAUAUAAGGUUAUGUAUGCCUGCUCUGUAUGCCUGAUUCGUAUGCAUGCCUGCUUCGUGUGUAUGCCUGCGUACGAGGGAAGUUUAGUGGUUGGUCCAGCAAUAAUAAAUAAAUUGCCAGAUAGAUGGAUCUUUUUUUUUUUUAUCAAGUAUAACUUUUUUUUCUCGUGAAUGUUGUAUUAAUAUACGCCUUGUCAUGGGGAUUAUUAUUAUUAUUAUUAUUAUUAUUAUUAUUAUUAUUAUUAUUAUUAUUAUUAUUAUUAUUAUUAUUAUUAUUAUUAUUAUUAUUAAUUAAUAAUAAUGA
Macrobrachium nipponense is the source of this 2500-nucleotide messenger RNA. Its product is annotated as protein Wnt-4-like. Gene Ontology annotation, molecular function: cytokine activity; frizzled binding. NCBI's taxonomy places the organism in Eukaryota, Metazoa, Arthropoda, Malacostraca, Decapoda, Palaemonidae. Gene Ontology annotation, biological process: multicellular organism development; cell fate commitment; canonical Wnt signaling pathway. The coding region runs from base 71 to 571 and encodes 166 amino acids. Gene Ontology annotation, cellular component: extracellular region. The transcript has 4 exons. The record is from RefSeq and is a predicted model, not a curated record.